AUGAACCCACUCAAUAUAUAAAGUGAAAAUAAGGAAUCAGAAUUAAAAGAAGAUUAGGUAGUUUAAAAUGAACAAGAAGAAGUCAGAACGUUGACUAAUUUAAGUAUUGAAGAUAAAAUCAAAUAAAAAAAAAUGAAUGAUGAUCAUCUAGAGAGAAAUAAAAAGAGAUUAAUUAGAUAAUUUACUGUUCUAUUUAUUAUCACGCUAUUCAUAAUUUUAGAAAGAAUAUUAUAUUCAAUUAUAAUUGGUGUUGAGAAUGAACUAUUAAGUUAUUUUCAAAGUAUAUUAAACUUAAGAAAAACAAAAUUGANUUAACUUUAAAUCAAUAAAUAGAACUUGAGAAUUAAAAAAUUAAAAAUUUCAUUUCAAUCUUAUUUUUUAAAUUUAAUUGUUUUAAUCCGCAAAGUCAAAAAUAAUCUAAUCAUGUAAGUUAAAAUGAAAAUUUUUCAGAAGUCUAACCCAAUUAACAUUUUAAAAAACCAUUCCUGUUAACUAAGAAUUCUAUAUUUAUUUAUUAAUUGA
This is a messenger RNA of Paramecium sonneborni, 522 nucleotides long. Lineage: Eukaryota; Ciliophora; Oligohymenophorea; Peniculida; Parameciidae. The record is from the annotation of a GenBank genome assembly.